AUCAGGUCCAACCAAAGCUUCCGUAGUUUGGGUCACAUGAGCGGUUUGUUGUGGUCGUGACUGAAAUUUGUCUCUUAAAACGUAAAGCUAGCUUACAUAGUGCUGUUUUACAUCUUGGCCGUUCAUUCGACACCAUUCGGCCCACAAAACGAAGCUUUAGACUCAGAAAUCUUCUCACAAAGACAGCAAACAGGACAACAUCACACCAAGCGGAAGCGUUUCGGGUUUCUGUGUCUGCAUGAAUGACGCGCCUGUAACGUUAGCUUGUUUUUUAUGCUAACAUACACGUUAAACUGUGUUUUUUGGGGGGGUCGUAUUCGGAUAAAUAUGUAAGCUGGCUUUCUUCCGUUGUUCCAGCUCAGGUUAAUCGCUGACAAACGAAGUCAUGCUUCGGUGGUUUCUCGGUGGCCGAGAAGCUCAGGGCUCAGUGGAGAAAUGCCCCGCGUUGUGCAUUGGAGAGGAACAGCCCAAAAACUGGUUCACUGAGCUGCAGGUGCUGAAAGGACAUUUUGACAUUGUUCGAUUUCUGGUGCAGAUUGAUGACUUCAGAUGUGCCUCGGCGGGGGACGAUGGCCUCGUUCUGGUGUGGAACGUUGAGACUGGAGAGAGGCUGCAGGAGCUGAGGGGCCAUUCGCAGCAGAUAACCGCCAUGACCACCUUCACCUGUGAUAAUGGAGUCACGUCACACACCUCACUCAUCACAGCCUCCUCAGACCGAAGUCUCAGUCUGUGGGACCCUGACACGGGCAACAGGGUUCAGACCAUUUCAGAUCUCCAGUCGUCUGUAAAGUGUUUGCUGGUGCUGGAGCGGCUGAGUGUGUGGGUCUCCGGCGGGGAGGAACUUUGUGUGUGGAACGGCGACUUCCAGCUGCAGAGUCACAGGCAGAACCACAGCGACAGCGGAAUCACCGCUUUGAUCGAGCUGCCCAAGAACUGCCUCGCCGCUGCCAUGGAUAAGGAGAUCAUGAUCUACAAGCUGACGGGUUCUACCGAUUCCUCUCUGUCAUUGGCUGAGAUCCGCUGUCUGUCCGACCACCAGGACCAGAUUCGAGCUCUCGUCAACGUCAACGACGGGCUCUUCGCCAGCGGUUCCCAUGCGGGCGAGUUGAUCUUGUGGGAUGCGGUUGAUUGGAACAUCUUGGCCUAUGAACACAUCCUGUGGGAGGAGUCACAAGCCUGCGCUCAGGCUGAAAUCCGAUUGGCUGCUCCCAAACCCAGCGAGAUGUCCAUUCAGCAUCUGAGCACCAAUGGGAGGUACAUCCUGGCGGCUGUGGGCAGCGGCCUGUAUGUGUACAGCGUGCUGACCAAGACGGUGGUCGCCUACAGGAAGGUCGCCCACGACUCCAACGUCCUGCACACCAUGUUGUUAUCUGACAGCGAGCUGAUGUCCUGCUCUGAAGAUGGCAGCGUGAGGAUGUGGGAGAUCCAGGACCUACCUUUAGCUGCUGAACCGGCCUCUCCAGGGUUCUUUGGGAUGUGGACUUUCGGCCGGUCAAACAAACAGACCGCCGGUCCUCCGUCAAAGAAGGUCACAGACGUCCCAAACCUCAGGACGCUGGAGUUGACGGGUGAUCUGAUUGGACACUCGGGAGCCGUCCAGAUGUUUCUGAGCUUUGGGGAGGACGGCUUGGUCACGUGCUCGGCAGACCACCUGCUGAUCCUGUGGAAGAACGGCGAGAGGCAGUCCCGUCUGCGCAGCCUGGCACUUUUCCAGAAACUGGAGGAGAACGGAGGGCUGUGACCUCUGAGACCCCCCACUCGCUGCCUCUUACCGGAGGGAUGUGAUGUUGCUCAUUACUGUAGUGACUGUUGCUUGUAUUUAAUGAUGGUUCUUUGCCUUUUCACUGAAAGCAGUAUUUAAAUUUAAAGACC
Messenger RNA from Scatophagus argus, 1872 nucleotides. It is a transcript of the gene wdr41, whose product is annotated as WD repeat domain 41. Lineage: Eukaryota; Metazoa; Chordata; Actinopteri; Scatophagidae. The record is from RefSeq and is a predicted model, not a curated record. The coding region runs from base 386 to 1741 and encodes 451 amino acids. The transcript is spliced from 13 exons. Gene Ontology annotation, molecular function: protein binding. Gene Ontology annotation, biological process: regulation of autophagy. Gene Ontology annotation, cellular component: lysosomal membrane.